CUUCGAAAGUUGACAGUAAAGUCGGCUAGAGAUGACCGGCAGAAGUAUUGGGCCGAAACGGCGACUUAUAUGGAGCAGGCUUCAAAUGUCGGUAACAUUGGAAAAUGUUACCAAAUCAUCCGCCAGGUUAGUGGUAAGCUCUCGACUUUCUGUGAUUCUGUUCGCGAUGUGAAUGGAGGUUUUAUUGCUGACAACUCGGCCAAGGUCGAUCGAUGGCAUGAACACUUCGAGUACCUUCUCAACUUUUAUGAACAACCCAUUACAAUCUCCAUCUUCACAGCGGAGUUUCCAGCCUCCCUAGCCUACACAGUGUCCUGUGACCUCCCUUCUGAAGACGAAGUUACGGAUGCAAUUCAGAGGCUGCGCAACAACAAGGCGUACGGAGAAGUUAGUAUUCUUGCAGAAAUCUACAAGUCCUGUGUCGACACCCUGUCCCUCGGCUUCAUGAGGUGA
This is a messenger RNA of Dibothriocephalus latus, 453 nucleotides long. The record is from the annotation of a GenBank genome assembly. NCBI's taxonomy places the organism in Eukaryota, Metazoa, Platyhelminthes, Cestoda, Diphyllobothriidea, Diphyllobothriidae.